Messenger RNA from Pyrus x bretschneideri (Chinese white pear), 2103 nucleotides. Its product is annotated as high mobility group B protein 9-like. Bases 944 to 1942 code for a protein of 332 amino acids. The record is from RefSeq and is a predicted model, not a curated record. NCBI's taxonomy places the organism in Eukaryota, Viridiplantae, Streptophyta, Magnoliopsida, Rosales, Rosaceae. The transcript is spliced from 6 exons. Gene Ontology annotation, molecular function: DNA binding.
GAUAAACUUCUGUUAAGUUAUUAUUAUGCGUUUAGAUGGAACAAAAAUAUCACCAAAAUACAUGAGGAGUAUAAGAUAGCCAAGCAACAGGCGCCGUCAGCUACCCACCUCAACCACCCCACCUCCCCGGCGACAACACCCUCGGCCUUGAUUUGUGUUUCUCCUUCUAAUGCCGACUCCGGUUCAAUUGGAUUUCAGCCGACAACUCCGAUUCCAUUCAAGUCCAAUCUUCAAAGAUAUGUUUUUUCAUGGUACACGCAUUAAUGAGAAUUAUUGCAACUUUUGGGAUGGUUGGGGUGUUCGGAUGAAAGUUUACUGGAUGUUUUAUAAUUAUUUUUCCUUGCAGAAUAAUAUAACCUAACAGAAGUUAACCACCGUUAAAACGGAAGACGCGUGUGAGAUAUAUAGAGAAGAGACAUGAAAGGAGACUGCAUGUCAAACCUCCUCUCGGACUUUGCACAAAGACAAGAGAGGGAAGUGAGGUUUCUCGUUUCUCCUCUCUCUCUCUCCCGUCAGUCCUCAGUCCUCAGAGAGAUAUUAUACAGAGAGCUAGCUAGAUACGUACAGAUGGAUGUCAGUCUUCGAACAACUCAAACAUUACACGGAGGGGAGAGAGAAAGAGAGAGAGUAGUGAGAGCGCAAUUAAUUAAUUAAUUAGCUUAAGAGGAGGCUUCGAAAUGACAGAAAAAAUCAAUUCGGCACAAGCGUUACAUACAUCUCACGCGUCCCAAUUUCUUUCUUAAGCUUUGGUCAGAGUAUUUAAUGUAUAGCUUAAUUACGCGUUAAGCUUAUCCCGGAAAUCAUCGCUUUCUUUGGUCUUUAUACACUCUUUACUCUUUUACUUAUAACUGUUAUAUAUCUCAUUAGUAGUGUUUUCUUUACUCUCACCCUUGUUGGUGGCUUUCCGGCGAGGGUGUGGCGGAGAAGAAGAGAGGGGGAGGAGAUGUCGCCGGUAGUGAGGAGAGAGCAGGUUCUGCAGGGUGUGCAUUAUCCAGCACCACUUGCCACUCACGAGGAGGUUGUGAAGGACGCUGUUGUUUUUUGGGAUACUCUCCGGCGCUUCCAUUUCAAGAUCAACACCACCAAGUUUAUGGUUCCUGUGAUUGGAGGGAAGGAGCUAGAUUUGCACAUGUUAUAUGUAGAGGUAACAAGGAGGGGUGGCUUUGACAAGGUAGUUGCAGAGAAGAAAUGGAGGGAAGUGGGAGGUGUUUUCAUGUUCUCCCCAACAACAACAAGCGCUUCAUUUGUGUUGAGGAAACACUACUCAACCCUUCUUUACCAUUACGAACAGGUUCACUUUUUUAGGACACAGGGUCCUUUAUCUACUCCCACGCCCACACCCUCACCCUCACCCUCAGAGAAACCAGAACCGGCGCCGGUUGAAUAUUCCCCCACAGGCACAGGCAAAGGUGCCAAAGGGACCAAACCCAUAAAUGAUUGUCCGGUUUCGGUCACUGACGAAGGUACUGGAACAAUUGAUGGGAAAUUCGAUUGCGGCUAUCUUGUAACGGUGAAGUUGGGUUCGGAGAUUCUCAGCGGAGUACUCUACCACCCCAACCAGCAGACUCUAGCCGGUCCUAAUCCAACUCCAUCCCCCGAACCUGUCAAUGCCAUUGUACCCUACACGCCCGCAACAUCUGGUCGUGUUGCGGGUUUGAGGAGGAGGAGAUCAAGGAGGAGGACAGACCCCAACUACCCAAAACCCAACCGGAGCGGCUACAAUUUCUUCUUUGCAGAAACGCAUUUCAAGCUCAAGUCCCAUUACCCAAACAGAGAGAGGGAGUUUACCAAGAUGAUUGGCGAGUCUUGGAACAAACUCCCUGCAGAAGAGAGGCUGGUUUACCAGAAUAUUGGGUUGCAAGACAAAGCAAGAUACAAGAGAGAGUUGAAAGAGUACAAGGAAAGUUUGCAGCUCAAGAUUCAGACAGGCCAUGGAAACUAAGUCGAUUCCAGCUCGAGUGAGCUUUUCGGAUGUGCGUAGAGAGAUUUAUGUAGUAGUUUAUGGUUUUCAAACAGAGUUUAUGCAACCAUUUUGCUCUGAGACAUGAUCAAAAUCACAAUCUUCAGUUUCAAACUUUCAAUGCAAGAUGCACUUAGGAACUC